UAGCUCCUGACUCAUCACACACAAAGCUUCAGUCCCAGACAGACUCCAUCAAAAAACACACAGCACCGACACGACAAGAAAACAAUUUCACUCGAGGAUGAUUUCGAAGAUCAAGACCUGGAGCCGUUCUCCGCUGAUUCCGGCCAGAGAUCACGGGUCAGCGAUCCUUCCGCCGGCAGAUCGGCCGGAACCCAUUCCGGAGCUGUGCGAGGAAAGGCCCGUAAUGGGCUGGCUGCUCGGCUGGGAGUAUGGGAGGAAGUGGCUGGAGAGGCGCGAGGAGAUCCAGAGGCACCGCAACAUGGUCAGCAAGUUCGGCAGGAUUCCGGCGGACUUCAGCUGGUGGCUCAACCAGCGCAGACCCCUCUUUGUGCGCCUUCAGCGAUUCCGGAGCAAGCCCGGACCUCGUCCACGGAAACAAAUCACUGCCUUCGAGAUGGCCCAGCGGAGGCGUGAGGAGCAGAACCGCAAGCUAUUGGAGAGCCAGCCCAAAAACCAGUAAAACACAUAAUAUCCAAGAUGCUAAUCAAAGAAAAAACCCUGCCAAAAUUGUUUAACCAAGCAAUUGUAAAUAUACAACAAUAAAAUCGUAGUGCAACGAUUUCGCUAUGAUGAUGCGCCAAUAAA
Molecule: messenger RNA, 624 nt
Organism: Drosophila teissieri
Lineage: Eukaryota; Metazoa; Arthropoda; Insecta; Diptera; Drosophilidae
Exons: 1
Coding region: 98-499 (133 amino acids)
Source: RefSeq, a predicted model, not a curated record